GCUUAGGCUAACUCUUCUUCGUUCAUAACUUCUUGGUCUCACUACACCGUUAUGGGCAAUAACGGCGAGUUUGGACAAGUUGGAUUCCAAACCAAGGAUUACCAUGAACCACCUCCGGCGCCCUUGAUUGACUCUGGAGAGUUCACCCAGUGGUCUUUCUACAGAGCUAUAGUCACCGAGUUUGUUGCUACCCUCUUGUUCCUCUACAUCAUUGUUUCAACGAUUAUUGGGCACAAUAGGAACCAAAAGAACUGUGAAGGUGUCGGCCUUUUGGGAAUCGCUUGGGCUGUUGGUGGCACCAUCUUUGUCCUCGUUUACUGCACUGCCGGAAUCUCAGGAGGUCACAUAAACCCAGCAGUGACUUUUGGGAUGUUCCUGGCGAGGAAGGUGUCCCUUCCCCGAGCCAUUCUGUACAUGGUGGCUCAGUGCGUGGGGGCCAUCUGUGGAUGUGCGCUCGUGAAGUCAUUCCAAAAGCCCUACUAUAAUUCGUUGGGAGGAGGAGCCAACGUAGUCUCUGAAGGGUACAGCAAGCGCACCGGACUCUACGCUGAGAUAAUUGGAACGCUUGUUCUUGUAUACACCGUCUUCUCGGCCACCGAUCCCAAAAGAAAUGCCAGAGACUCCCACGUCCCUGUUUUGGCUCCACUUCCAAUUGGGUUUGCCGUGUUCAUAGUCCACUUGGCCACCAUCCCGAUAACCGGCACCGGCAUCAACCCUGCUCGGAGUUUGGGAGCUGCCGUGAUCUUGGACAAGGAGGUGUACUGGGCAGACCAAUGGAUCUUCUGGGUCGGACCCAUGGUCGGAGCCGCCAUUGCCGCCUUCUAUUAUCAGUUCGUCUUGAGAGGAACGGCUGUAAAAGCUCUUGGGUCCUUCACGAGUAGCAGAAAUAUUUAAAUUUUGUAGCAUUUCCGUUUCUUUGCGAACUUUGUACACUAGGUGUAUGUUGUCCCUUGUCUUUGUAUCAAGGAACUAAUUUAUCAUCUUCCUAAGAAUAAAUAUAUCAUCACCUG
Rubroshorea leprosula is the source of this 1010-nucleotide messenger RNA. NCBI's taxonomy places the organism in Eukaryota, Viridiplantae, Streptophyta, Magnoliopsida, Malvales, Dipterocarpaceae. The record is from the annotation of a GenBank genome assembly.